AGGUGACUUUCUUACUGAAUUCUUCAAGCUUUGCCGCCGGAAGGAGUCGACGGAUGAGAUACUUGGAAGAUCUGCAUUUGAAGAGGAAGGAAAAGAGGUUGCUGAUAUUACUCAUGCUUUGUCGAAGCUCACAGAGCCGGCACCGGUCCCAAUCCAUAAAUUGUCAGUCACAAAUAUGGUUCACAGUGCAAAGAAAAAAAUUCGCAAACACAGAGGUGUAGAUGAAUCACCUCUAAACAAUGAAGUUCUGAACACCAUUCUUCUGUUCUUAUUUCCUGAUGCUGCUGACAAGCUCAUGGAUGGAUUUGAAAGCAGAACCAGUGCUUCUGCAGGAAACAAUCCUCCGCCAGAGAAUGAAGACUAUAAUCUCUUCAGUCAGUUUAAAUCUGCUCCUUCUGAUAGUCUGACGUACAAACUAGCUUUAUGUCUUUGUAUGAUAAACUUCUACCACGGAGGAGUUAAAGGGGUGGCACACCUUUGGCAAGAAUUUGUGUUGGAAAUGCGCUACAGAUGGGAGAACAACUACCUUAUUCCAGGAUUAGCUAGUGGCCCUCCAGAUCUGAGAUGCUGUUUACUGCAUCAGAAACUUCAGAUGUUAAAUUGUUGCAUAGAAAGAAAGAAGGCAAGAGAUGAGGGGAAAAGGGGGAGCGUGUCUGAUCGCUCACCUGGUGAUACUGGCAAAGGAGCAGAACACUCUGGAGAUAACCCUGAUAAGGAAAAAGAAGUUGGCAAGUCUUGGGAAUCGUGGAGUGACAGUGAAGAGGAAUUUUUUGAAUGUCUGAGUGACACAGAAGAUCUUAAAGGAAAUGGGCAGGAUAAUGGAAAGAAAGGAGCAAAAGAAGGCAACAAAGAGCCUGUAAACUUAAAACCAGAAGGUCGCCUGCAUCCACAUGGGAAGCUGACGCUGCUGCACCCAGGAGAGCCUCUCUACAUCCCAAUAACACAGGAACCAGCACCCAUGACUGAAGAUUUGCUGGAAGAACAGUCUGAGGUACUGGCAAAACUGGGGACAUCAGCAGAAGGUGCUCAUCUUCGGGCACGCAUGCAGAGUGCCUGCUUGCUCUCAGAUAUGGAGUCUUUUAAGGCAGCUAAUCCCGGCUGUUGUCUGGAGGAUUUCGUGCGGUGGUACUCCCCUCGGGAUUACAUUGAAGAGGAAGUGGUUGAUGAGAAGGGGAAUAUAGUAAUUAAGGGGGAGCUGAGUGCCCGAAUGAAGAUUCCAAGCAACAUGUGGGUAGAGGCCUGGGAGACAGCAAAACCAGUCCCAGCUCGGAGGCAGAAGAGACUCUUCGAUGACACUAGAGAGGCAGAGAAGGUGCUUCAUUACCUUGCAGUUCAGAAACCAGCUGACCUUGCAAGGCAUCUCUUGCCUUGCAUCAUCCAUGCAGCUGUACUCAAGGUAAAGGAAGAAGAAACACUAGAAGAUAUAUCUUCAGUUAAGAAGAUUAUUAAGCAGAUAAUAUCCCAUUCCAGUAAGGUUCUACGAUUCCCAAAUCCAGAGGAAAAGAAGUUGGAAGAAAUCAUCGCUCAGAUCAUGAGUGUGGAAGCUAUCAUCGCCAGGGCCAGGUCUCUGAAAGCAAAAUUUGGGGUGGAGAAAUGUGAAAAUGAGGAGGAGAAACAAGAUCUACAAAGAUUCGUAAACUGUCUCCUGGACCAGCCGGAGGUGUCAGUUAUCGGUGCAGGAAGAGGACCUGCUGGUAGCAUCAUUCACAAGCUCUUUGUGAACGCUCAGAGGCUGACUGAAUCUUCUGAUGAGGUUUCGGCCGUGCCGCCGCUUGAUGAAGAGCUGAGGAGAUCGGGGUCAGCAGAGGAGCGCAGACUCAGCGCGGGGGCCGUCUCCGACUUCCCCCCGCCCACGGGUCGCGAGGUGAUUCUGCGCACGACCGUCCCCCGUCCCGCUCCUUACUCCAAGGCGCUGCCCCAGCGCAUGUACAGCGUGCUCACCAAGGAGGACUUCCGACUCGCUGGUGCCUUCUCAGCAGAUACCACCUUCUUCUGACGUAACCACCCGCGUUACCCUGUGGGUCUCCACAAGUCGCGUGCUCUUCAUUUUCCUUCCGGGAAGUUAACAUGGAUUGACUGGGUUGUGGCGAGGAGAAAGCACGGUCCUCAUUAGUGACAGAGUGUCACAUUCGCAAGGACAGAGCUGAGCUGGCAGCUGAGAAGGAUGCCUAGAGCAGCUCUAACUUGGAGGUCUGCAAUGGCUCCACAAGUAGUUUUAAUCAGAUCUUUGGGGAAGAAAGUUUAGCAAUCAUCUCCUCUCUCUCCAAAGGGAGCAUAUUGGUAUUUUUUUCCCAUAGCUUGUUUAAUAAGGGACAUGAUUGGGCUGUAUGCAAAUAACUCAUGGUGAAAUUCAUGCAGAACGUGCUGCUUUACAGUUCUUAAUCAGACUUUAUCAAGUGACAGUAGCCUACUUAAAUUGAUGUGCAAACAUUAAGUAAUUCGUAUUUAUUGCCAAUCAUCAAUAUUUAGCCCGGUAUUUUUUGGUCAAUCAUUAAGUUGUAAAUACUUCUAAAAUGUCAUUAAUUUUACUCAGUAUACAGUACCUUCUGGUUCCCGCUAAACUCUUCUAGCAUUGCAGCAGAUCCAGAAGGAUCUUGUCUUGGACACUUCUCCCAAAUAGAAAGAACUAUCUUUGGGGCUGUAACUGGCCAGGAAGCCUGCUCGCCUUAAGUGGAUCGCUGACGGUUUUGGAGACUUUCCAUCCUUCCCUGCAUGCAAGGGCCAAGGCUGGGUGUAAAGGAGGGCGCAGAGGUGUUGGGCUGUAAGCAGGUGCCUGGGAUUUAUAGAGAGCGUUUGAACACAGACUGUGGCUGAUUUGGUGACAGGAUUCCAUCGCCUGCUGUAAAUGAACCCCCCCACCCCGGGAUGUCACGCGAACACUACGACCUGUACGUGCCAAUGUUGCUUUACAGUCAUCCUGCUGUGUUUUAGUGACAAUCAGCAAAAGAUCAGCGUUACUUUACAAAGUGAAAUGUAAAAACAGCUACGGUAUUGUUGACGUUAUUCAAUAAAUCUGAACUUAUUAUUGGCU
Molecule: messenger RNA, 3031 nt
Organism: Calidris pugnax (ruff)
Lineage: Eukaryota; Metazoa; Chordata; Aves; Charadriiformes; Scolopacidae
Product: rab3 GTPase-activating protein catalytic subunit-like
Exons: 14
Coding region: 176-1996 (606 amino acids)
Biological process (GO): positive regulation of GTPase activity
Molecular function (GO): GTPase activator activity
Source: RefSeq, a predicted model, not a curated record